Molecule: messenger RNA, 1766 nt
Organism: Cydia pomonella (codling moth)
Lineage: Eukaryota; Metazoa; Arthropoda; Insecta; Lepidoptera; Tortricidae
Exons: 2
Coding region: 452-1198 (248 amino acids)
Source: RefSeq, a predicted model, not a curated record
UUUGCAAGCCGGUACGUCGAGGAAUCGCCGCGUAUCCUGAUUUAGGCCGGGAGAGCAACGUUACCACGUAGGCAGCGACCGCGUGGGGCUCCGCCGACCUGAAGAAGCUAAAGAGGUGACUAGGAGGCGACCACACCACUCGAUCGAGCGGCCUGAGCCAACGCGAAAGGCGCCGACCGAGCCACCAAAGCGGAACCACGUGCGUGGCACGCGGCCCGCAGCAGGGAACGACGACCGCAACUACCAAAGGGACCACGUGGGUGGUACCACAUCCAAGGCAGAAGGAGUGCCCAAGCGAGGGCAAUCACCAAGUAACACCACGCGCACGAGCUUCAAUCGAGAAGGCAAGUGAGCUGGCAAUUCCUAACCUAUUUACCUAAUCUCCCUACCAAAUUUAAUUGUAAUCGUUUAAUCUCCCUACCAAUUGUAAAUUGUAAUCGUUUGCUUAAUCAUGAGUAAUGAGACAGAAAAAUCCAAAAUAACUCUAGGGGAGUUAGAAAUUAAACAGUUAAAAUGUAAACGUGGUGUCUAUAAGCGAAAAUUAACUAUAUUUAAGAAAUUCAUAGAAAAUAUCGACACAAGCGCAUUGACGGCCGAAAUAAUUUUAGACGUAAGCUUAAGACUAGAUCAAUUACCAAAGUUAUACCAUGAUUUCUCUGAGACACAGGACCGGAUCGAGACACUGUGCAGCGAGGAAGGUGACAUCGAGGCCCAAGAGGCCGAACGUGAGUCUUUCGAGGACACAUUUUACCGACUUAGCGCUAAGGGCAAGCUGCUGGCGAAAGUAAAUACCGAAUCACCACCAAUUGACCAUAGUCCGCAAGCCCCGCAGCAGCAACCCCUCGGUGAGUCGAUAAAAUAUCCCGAAAUUAGCCUCCCUAGCUUUGAUGGAGACCUAACGCAGUGGCUGCAGUUUCGAGACACAUUUGAUGCUCUAGUCAAUCAAGCUAGCUUGGCACCGAUCGUAAAAUAUAAAUACCUACGCAGUUGUUUACGAGACGGUGCACUCGAGGUAAUUAGUUCGCUCGAUUUCUCCGAGGAAGGGUACACGCUCGCAUGGCAGAUGCUUUGUGAACGUUAUAACAAUCCUAAACGUUUAGUUUCCAACCACAUGCGAGCCUUGUUCGACGUGGAACCGGUACCGUCAACUCCUUCGGGUCUUAGAGGAUUUCAAAAACUUUCUAAAGAACCGAGCUGACCGGCUGGAAGCGACCAGCCCAGCAGUACCAUCGGACGCACCCAGCACUUCCAAGAAGGCCAUGGUAACCACGUCCGAACCUAUUAAGGUAACCUCAAAACAGUUUAAAUCCAACCAGUGCCCGUAUUGUUCGAGUACACAUUAUAUUAAUCAGUGUCCAAAGUUUAUUGCAUUAAACGUUAUCGCGCGAAUCCGAGCCGUGAAUAAAUUACGAUUAUGCUUUAAUUGUUUGUCCGGAACGCAUGUCUUAACAAACUGCAGGGCCAGUACAUGUCGAGUAUGUAAGGGCAAGCAUCAUGCGUUACUACACAAACCAAAUACCAACACUCAUGUAGGUAGUAACCCCAUACCAACGCGAUUACCAAUAUCAACAUUAAUCGACGAACAACCGAGUUCUAGUCAAAUCGAGACUACCUUGUCGAAUAACACUAUAAUCGAAAAACAAAUAAACAAUGCGCGAAAUAGAUCAGUUUUCCUCACAACAGCCCAAGUGCUCGUUAGGGAUAAGCAUAACAAUGUGCAUAAACUAAAAGCAUUUUUAGACAAUGGCUCCCAAGAAAAUUUCAUU